CUUAGAAUAAACAUUCAUAUACAAUUUAAAUGUUUAAUUAUAAUUCGGAUCACAAUAUAACGCUUAAUUCACCACAUAAAUCUGUAUAAUAAGCCACUUUUGUUAUAUUCAGUUGAGUAACUUGACCGAUAAGAAUACAUUUUAGUAUUAGAAAUGCAAUUUCACCACCAGAUUCUUCACCAGAAAAAAAUACUUUAUACUUUUAAUUCUAGUUUCUUUACUCUUAAUAAAAUUUUAACGAUACUGAUUAAUUGAGCUUCAUUAAUAAUAUUUUAACUUAAUUUUUUACGAUUUUGAAAAGUAAAAGACAAGGUAGACAAAGUACUUUUUGGAGUUAUGUAGAAUAUUUCUCAGAUGUGCCUUGAAACAACUAUUAAUAGAAAUUCAAAUUGAUUUUUUUUAUUACUAAUUAUUUUUGAUUGGUGUUUAAGGCAUUAUGUAGAUUGAAGUUAGUAGAUAAAAACUCUAAAGAACCCCGACUUGUUCAGUCAGUCGAUUUAAAUUGGUUUGCAUAUGUAUAAUAUAUAAUUCUUAAACAAAUUAUAUGAUCCAAAAUUGAUACCAAAAAAGUAUAAAUCUAUCUUUAAUUUGUCACCCAGAAGAACGCUAACAAUUUCGACGUCAUAAGGAUCCGGAUCUUGUCUCACCUGGCACAACCACCACCAACAACACCACGCCACACCCACAACCCUCAUCAACAUUAGCAUGGCCAUAACUAUUAUACCAUAAUACCUUUUGUAUUGUACUUUGAAGCAAACGAUAACAUAGGUGGGGGUAUCGAUAUAUAUACAUUUCAUAUUGAUUAAUUUAUAAUUCAAUUGGCAUAUUAUUAUACAGGUAGGUAUGCCUCGGAUUAUAAAGUACGAGUACCCAUGUUCUAUGUUUGGAAUAUUUGGGUAUACACUUUACCGACUGCGGACAUAGAAUCAUUAAUAGGUUUUAAACGAGUUUCUACUGUUAAAUGUCUAUACAUAUCUUAUAAUUUACAGAAAAUAAUAAUCAUGCCAGUGUGUGUAUUAUAUUUCCAUUAAUGGGCCAGAAGAAUAAAACAGGAAAUCUAUUCAAUUUAUAGGUACAUUAGGGAAAUACUACCGUUGCUUAAAUUAUUUGAACGAUGGGAAAUAUACUCAUAUUGCAAUUUAAUUUCAACGAGGACAGACGUAUCUCUAUUUCAAUCAACAUGAGUUCUACCGAUCGUGAUGCAAAUUAUUACACAAAGCGUCAGAAGAAUAAUGAGGCGGCCCGAUUAAGUAGGUUGAAACGAAAAGAAAUCGAAAAUCAAACUGAAAAAGAAAAAAGAAAACUUGAAGCAUCAUAUGUUAAACUGCACCGGGAAUUACUUCAGAUCCAUAAAAUGAAAUUAGAUCAGGCAUUAAGAACAUCAUGUUUAGAACAAUUAAAACGACAAAGUUAAUAUCAUUGGUUGUAUGCAAAACAUCGGUAUAGUGAAUAUUUUUGGUAUGUUUUUUUGUAAGCACCGAUGUUUUUUUUAUAUCAUUUGUCAACUAAUUCAAAAUAUGUAGUUACAGCGAUUAAUAAUUUUUCUUUUCUUUUAUAUACUUAAAUUGUUUACUUAUGAUUACACAACUAAUGUAAAAG
Molecule: messenger RNA, 1599 nt
Organism: Myzus persicae (green peach aphid)
Lineage: Eukaryota; Metazoa; Arthropoda; Insecta; Hemiptera; Aphididae
Exons: 3
Coding region: 1115-1414 (99 amino acids)
Biological process (GO): regulation of DNA-templated transcription
Molecular function (GO): DNA-binding transcription factor activity
Source: RefSeq, a predicted model, not a curated record